Molecule: messenger RNA, 905 nt
Organism: Ipomoea triloba (trilobed morning glory)
Lineage: Eukaryota; Viridiplantae; Streptophyta; Magnoliopsida; Solanales; Convolvulaceae
Exons: 2
Coding region: 248-592 (114 amino acids)
Source: RefSeq, a predicted model, not a curated record
AGAGCGUCGGCCGACGCCGCCAGCCGCCAGCGAUACUCACAAGCAAUUAACAAACCUUCUUCUGAAGAUCUGAAAUCUCAAAUUGAAUACUCCGUCAGCCUUGCCGUCCAUCGCCGACCUCCAACUUCGCCAUCUACCGGCAGCCUCCGACCUCCUUGGCCCCAGUAUCGAAUUUGCUUAUUUCCUGGUAUAGCCAAGCAACUUAGAAUUGAACUCGACGCAUUAGUAGCAGGACCUGUUAUAAAUUAUGGCUACUCAGCAAAAAGGAGAAGAUGAUCAACAAGCAAUACAUGUAGAGAUGCAAGGGACAGGCUCAUCUAGUAGUAGCUGGGUGGGAAGGAUCCAAGAACAGUAUGGCAAGAUCAAAGAGAAUGCAGAAACUUACCCUUAUGUGUGGGGUUCGUAUAUCGUUGUGUACGGAGGAUUUGGCCUCUGGUUUGCCUACAGAUGGAGGAAGCUCCGCAAAACUGAAGAUAGAGUCCGAGGUCUUCAAGAGCAGCUCCGCAAGCUCGUUGAAUCUCAAGAGCCUGGAAGCUCAUCUGGUGGUGCCACUAGCGGGACACGGCCGCCACAUGAUAAACCCACUGAUUAGAUGGUUUAUCAGUUUCUAUACCCUUUCAAAUUGCAUUAUUUUUCGUCUUUCCCUGACUUUUUUUUCUGAAGUAGAUUCUCCAAAUUGAAAGUAGAGAAUUUGAAUCACAACUUAAUCUUGAAAAAUGUCAGGUCAGCUGUUAAGCUGCAUUUCUUGCAGGUUUUGUAAGCCUAAUGCCACAGCACAUAAACAGAGUUAGCAGAAGGAAGCUUGAAUAUCUUUCUGUUAUAGGCUUCUUAUUCCUUGUUUUGUAUUUAAACUGCAUUAUACUUGCAACCUAUUUACAGAAAUGUACUAUUUUUUGUGAUGUGCA